This is a messenger RNA of Aspergillus homomorphus CBS 101889, 1680 nucleotides long. It is a transcript of the gene nfr1, whose product is annotated as putative AIF-like mitochondrial oxidoreductase (Nfrl). Gene Ontology annotation, cellular component: cytoplasm. The coding region runs from base 1 to 1680 and encodes 559 amino acids. Gene Ontology annotation, molecular function: flavin adenine dinucleotide binding; oxidoreductase activity, acting on NAD(P)H; 2 iron, 2 sulfur cluster binding. The transcript has 3 exons. The record is from RefSeq and is a predicted model, not a curated record. Lineage: Eukaryota; Fungi; Ascomycota; Eurotiomycetes; Eurotiales; Aspergillaceae.
AUGGUUCAACAAUACAAGCUCAAGAACGUCUCGUCCUUCGCAGAUGUCAAGGAACUGGACAAGGUCGAAUGUGAGGUGGAAGGCAUUGAAGAAGGCAAGGUCCUCCUGGUUCGCCAUGAUGGCCAGGUUCAUGCCAUGACCCCCAAAUGUACCCAUUACGGUGCACCCUUGAAACUCGGUGUCGUAGCUCCUGAGGGUCGCAUCACUUGUCCCUGGCACGGAGCUUGCUUCAACGUUAUCACCGGGGAUGUCGAAGAUGCUCCGGCCCCCAAUGCCUUGAAGAAAUUCGAGGUGUUCGAACAGAAUGGUGCCGUUUACAUCAACGCAGAGGAGUCGGACAUCAAGUCUGCUCAGCGAGAUCCGGUGAUGAAAUGCAGUGCAUCCGACGCGGAGAGGUUGGUCAUUGUUGGCGGGGGAAGUGGUACUUUCGGCGUCAUCCAGGCGGUCCGCGAAUUGAAAUACAAAGGUGCCGUCACCGUGAUCACCCGGGAGCCUAAUCUCAUUAUCGAUCGGACCAAGCUGUCCAAGGCGUUGAUCGCCGACCCAGCAAAGAUUCAGUGGCGACCUGAGGAGUGGUACAAGGAGGCAUCCAUCGAUGUUACCCACGAUGAAGUGACCGGCGUCGACUUUGAGAAGAAGACAGUAUCCACUAAGUCCGGCAAGUCGCACCCCUACACCAAACUGGUGUUGGCCACGGGAGGUGUGCCGCGCACCCUCCCAUUGGAGGGAUUCAAAGAUCUCGGUAAUAUCUUCGUGCUCCGCACCAUUCCCGAUGUGCAGGCCAUUCAUCAGGCGCUGAGCGAGCAGAAGAACAAGAAGGUAGUCGUCAUCGGCAGUUCUUUCAUCGGUAUGGAGGUGGGCAACUGCCUCGCAAAGGAGAACGAAGUCACCAUUGUCGGCAUGGAGAAGGCCCCCAUGGAGCGAGUCAUGGGUGAACAGGUCGGCCGCAUAUUCCAGAAGAACCUGGAGAAGGCGGGCGUCAAGUUCAAGCUGAACGUGGGUGUCUCUAAAGCGACCCCCUCGAGCUCUGAUUCGAGCAAGGUUGGUGCUGUUCAUCUCGAUGAUGGCACCGAGCUGCAAGCCGACCUGGUGAUUCUGGGAGUUGGCGUGCGUCCCGCGACCGACUUCCUCAAUGAUAACCCAGCCAUCAGCCUGGAGAAGGAUGGUUCAAUCAAGACGGACGAGCACUUUGCUGUGAAGGGUCUGAACAACGAUGUCUUCGCCAUCGGCGACAUCGCCACCUACCCAUACCACGGACCUGGCGCUGACCAGGAUAAGGGCAGCUACACCCGGAUCGAGCACUGGAACGUGGCUCAGAAUGCCGGUCGAGGCGUGGCCCGCGCCAUCGCACACAGCUUGAAGGCUGGAUCCCUGCAGUCCUUGAAGCCUAAGGCGUUCAUUCCGAUCUUCUGGAGUGCUCUGGGUGCCCAGCUGCGGUACUGCGGCAGCACCGUGAACGGGUGGGACGAUCUGAUCCUGCAGGGAGAGCCCGAGAAUGCCAAAUUCGUGGCUUACUACACUAAGGGAGACACGGUCGUGGCCGUAGCGACGAUGGGUAUGGAUCCGGUCAUGGUCAAGUGUGCGGAGUUGAUGCGGCGGAAGAAUAUGCCGACCAAGUCGCAGAUUCAGGGUGGGGCGGACGUCUUGGCUGUCGAUGUUCCUACUUCCGUGAGAAUUUAG